AUGGCUAUCAAAAUUGACAUGCACAAGGCCUAUGACCGAUUGGAAUGGAUCUUUCUUAAAAAAGUUCUUGGAGCUUUCGGUUUCAGUGUAGAUUUUGUCAACUUAAUUAUGCAGUGCGUAACAACAGUCUCUUAUUCAGUUCUCUUAAACGGGAAACCGCUCAAGAGGAUUAGGCCGGGGAGGGGUCUUCGCCAAGGAGACCCCAUGUCUCCCUACCUUUUCUUGCUAUGUAACGAAAUUCUGUCAAGAAUUCUGGAUAGAGCUCAAGUUAAUGGAGACAUUCACGGCAUAAAGAUCUCAAGAAAUGCCCUUGCCGUGUCUCAUUUAAUGUUUGCGGAUGACACUCUUCUAUUCACAAGAGCCAAUACGGUUGAAGCUGGAAACAUUGGCAUGUGUCUGAAGAAGUUUGAGGACUGGUCGGGUCAAUUAUGCAGCAAACAGAAAUCAGGUAUACUAUUCUCUAGAAACUGUGUUAAAUCUCUUCGGGAGAAUAUCGAAAAGAAGAUGGGUAUUAGUACUAUCAAUGAAGCCGAAAAAUACUUGGGCAACCCUUUUGUGUUUUCGAGAAAGAAGAAGAAGGAUUUCGAGUUUUUAAGGACAAAGCUUAUGCAACGUUUGGAAGGGUGGAAAAUGCGCUCUCUAUCCUUUGCGGGGAGAAUGGUUGCUGUUAAAGCCAUUGCUUCAGCCAUUCCCUCGUAUUCGAUGUCCACCUAUCAACUCCCUCUCACUUCUUGUCGAGAGCUUGAUGCUAUUAUCAGAAGAUUUUGGUGGAGUGGGAGGCUGGAGAAGCAGAGAUUUAUGGCAACUGUUUCUUGGGACUCACUGUGUCGGCCUAAGGUCUCAGGAGGCCUGGGUUUUAGACGAAUGGAAGAUACCAACCAAGCCUUUUUGGCCAAGUUGGCCUGGUGUAUUGCUUCGGGUAUUUCACGACCGUGGACUGUUGCUUUCAAAGCAAAAUAUUUCCCACGGGACUCGUUUUGGUCUGUCAAAAGGAGAAAUUCAGAUUCUUUUGUGUGGAAAGGGAUUCUCAAUGCUAGGCAAGUGAUCAUGAAAGGAUCUUGUACGGUGAUAGCUUCUGGGGCCUCGAUUGAUAUUUGGCACCAACCUUGGAUCCCUUGGCUAAACUAUGAAGAGUUCAGAGAUCUUAUGGAGUCAAUUCGAGACAAAGCACCAGGUUUGAGGACUGUGGCAGAUUUACUAAUUCAUAGAACGGGGCAAUGGAAUUCUAACUAUCUCUGCUUUCUCUUUGGAGCCGAGGUAGGGAAGAAAAUCAACACCAUUCAAUUAGCCACUGAGUUUAGCGAUGAUCUUCUCAUAUGGAAAGAGGCCAAUAAUGGUUUGUUCUCUGUUAAACAAGCUUAUAUGGUGCUGCAAGGUGAUCGCUUUGGGUCCACGGACCUGCUUUGGAAAUGGAUUUGGAAUAAUGACUUACAUCCGAGAAUGAAGAUGGUGCUUUGGAGGGCUCUGGCGGGGGCUUUGUCUAUUGGGGAUAGGAUGGGAAUGUCCCCUCCAACCUGCUGCUUUUGUUCACAAUCAGAGGAAUCUCUAAUGCAUAUGUUUGUCCAAUGCCCUCUUUGGUUGGGAUCCCCGGUUUCCAUUCGAACACAUGUAAUAACAGCUGUCUCUCUGAAGUCCUUCGUGCUCGAAAUGGGAUCCAGCCUCAACCGUGAUCAGAGAUCUAGGUUCCUUCUCUGCUUGGCGAUUAUUAUAGAUUCCCUUUGGUGCAAACGGAAUGCUAUUUGGCACAAUGAUACGGAUCAGGAGAUUAACUCAAAAGCCUUGAUGGAUCUUGUUCUUAAAAGGUUUUGGGAGUUUAGUCAGGCCAAGGAGGAAGCUGAUACUGCCGAGGCUGUAAUGGUUGAGUCAUCUCCUCUCCCGAAGCCUAUCCCGAUGGAAAACUGUGUCAUAUUUGUUGAUGGUUCUUUCAAAGAUAAUAGAAUCGGUGCUGGUUUUUUGGCUUGGAACCGUGAGACCUCGGACUGGUUUUAUGGAGCCAAGGCCUCGGCUGGGACUAACGAAGUGGUUGCUGAAGUUUAUGCUUGGUUUUGUGCGCUCCAGUGGGCAAAGCAGAAUGGCUGGGAUAAUUUUGCUCUGGUUUCCGAUUCCACUGUGGUGAUCAAGGCCUUCUCUUCAGGGAUUUCCCCAAAUUGGAAAUGUGUUUCUUGGUUUGCUGCCGCCCUUAAGCUUUUAAACAGUUUUUCUGAUGUUUCUACUUUUCAUUUUAACCGCACUUACUUAGCUUUUGUGGACUCCUUAGCUAAAAGUGCUCGUUGUUCUGAGUGCGACACUCCUUGUUGUAAAGGGGAGGGAUUUCCCCCUGUGGAUCCCAUUUUCUCAGUUUCUAAUCUAAGAUGA
Messenger RNA from Cannabis sativa, 2355 nucleotides. RefSeq lists its product as uncharacterized. The transcript has a single exon. The record is from RefSeq and is a predicted model, not a curated record. Gene Ontology annotation, molecular function: nucleic acid binding; RNA-DNA hybrid ribonuclease activity. NCBI's taxonomy places the organism in Eukaryota, Viridiplantae, Streptophyta, Magnoliopsida, Rosales, Cannabaceae. The coding region runs from base 1 to 2355 and encodes 784 amino acids.